AUAACCCUUCGGUGCCAUUUGUCCUGUCAGUGAGGUUGGUGUGAGCAGCCCAGGCAAGGAUGGUGAUUAAUUGGUGGCUACUUGUAAUGGUGCUGGAGCUGCUGAAUGGGGCAACAGGUACCAUGAUAAAGCUCAACAAUGGAGGAUUUGAAGACAUUGUCAUUGCCAUUAAUCCUGGAGUACCAGAAGAUGACAAAAUAAUUGCCAGCAUAAAGGCUAUGGUCAGAGAGGCUUCUGUCUAUCUCUUCAAUGCUUCAAAGCAAAGGUUUUAUUUCAAGGCAGUAAAAGUUGUAAUUCCUUUGAAAUGGACAUCCAUGCCAAAAUAUAAACCAGUAACCACAGAAUCCUAUGAAAAGGCAGAUGCCAUAGUAGCUGACCCCUUCCUGAAAUAUGGAGAUGAUCCCUACACCUUGCAGUAUGGAGGGUGUGGGGAACAGGGGCGAUACAUUCAUUUUACACCUAACUUCCUGACAAACGACAAUUUACAAGCGGUUUAUGGAUCACGAGGCCGGGUCUUUGUCCAUGAGUGGGCUCAUCUCAGAUGGGGAGUCUUUGAUGAAUAUAAUAUUGAUGCACCUUUCUAUACAACUGGGCAAGACAAGGCUGAAGCAACAAGGUGCUCAGCUAGCAUCACUGGCCAAUAUAAGCUCCGAACUAGUUCAGGAACGCUCAGAGACUGCAAACUCGAACACCGAACUCAGCUGUAUGAGGCUGGAUGCCAGUUCAUUCCAGACAAACAGCAAAAUACUGCAGCAUCAAUAAUGUACAUGCAAAGUCUGCCUUCUGUUACUCAGUUCUGUGAUGAAAGCAACCACAAUAUGUAUGCAGCAAACCUGCAGAACAAACUAUGCAAGCAGAGGAGCACGUGGGAAGUAAUUAAGAACUCUGCAGACUACAAAGGUUCCUCUCAACUAAGUGGACCUCCCCCUGACCCGGUUAUCUCCUUGCUGCAAACCCGAGACAGAGUUGUGUGCCUAGUACUUGAUGUUUCUGGAAGUAUGGCUGGGGUGUUUAGACAAAAGUACAGUAGUACUGAAGGCUGUGAAAUUGUGCUCUUGACAGAUGGAGAAGAUUCUGCUAUAAGCUCUUGCUUUAGUGAAGUUGAAAGUAGUAGGGCUGUAAUUCACACCAUUGCUUUGGGGCCACUAGCUGCCAAAGAACUGGAAAAGCUGUCGAACAGGACAG
Varanus komodoensis (Komodo dragon) is the source of this 1185-nucleotide messenger RNA. RefSeq names its product calcium-activated chloride channel regulator 3A-1-like. The transcript is spliced from 7 exons. The annotation marks the transcript as partial. Lineage: Eukaryota; Metazoa; Chordata; Lepidosauria; Squamata; Varanidae. The record is from RefSeq and is a predicted model, not a curated record.